AUGUAUUGUUUACAGUGGUUGAUUCCCGUACUACUUAUUCCUAAGCAUUGGCUUCAUCCAGCGUUCAUUAUUGACCAGGCAUUUUUCAUGUGGUUUUAUGUAGUCGGCUUUUUCAUGGAAAGAAGGCCUUGUUAUAUAUGCUCGAUUAUAUUUUUCACAGCCGUUGGUUUGUUGUGUUGGAGUGAUAGUGAUUCCUGCAUAUUUUGGCCUUCGUGUGAUACAGUUUUCAAUGGAGAAAUGUGCUCAUAUGUUCUUGAAAAAAGGCAGUGGUUGGCAUAA
This is a messenger RNA of Thelazia callipaeda (thelaziosis nematode), 279 nucleotides long. The record is from the annotation of a GenBank genome assembly. NCBI's taxonomy places the organism in Eukaryota, Metazoa, Nematoda, Chromadorea, Rhabditida, Thelaziidae.